Messenger RNA from Carassius carassius (crucian carp), 3291 nucleotides. RefSeq names its product estrogen receptor 2a (gene esr2a). The transcript is spliced from 11 exons. Gene Ontology annotation, molecular function: nuclear estrogen receptor activity; nuclear receptor activity; steroid binding. Gene Ontology annotation, cellular component: nucleus. The record is from RefSeq and is a predicted model, not a curated record. Lineage: Eukaryota; Metazoa; Chordata; Actinopteri; Cypriniformes; Cyprinidae. Gene Ontology annotation, biological process: cellular response to estradiol stimulus; estrogen receptor signaling pathway; regulation of DNA-templated transcription. The coding region runs from base 500 to 2176 and encodes 558 amino acids.
CACACUUUAACAUGUAUCAAAACACUGGCCAUUUCCCUAUUACACAGGCUUUAACAGCGAUCAAAUCAAGCAAUAAAAUUCUUUUUUUGGGAUUUCUUUUCGAUUCAGAAAUCAAGCCUCACAGUGGACCAUCUGUUGAUCAGCUAAACAUCGAUUGCAACAGGUUCUUGUGUUCUGUGCAGGGUAUGUUUUGGCCAGUUGCCUGUCUGCUUUAAAACAAGGGUUCAAAAGUCCUCGGCUGACUCACCAUUGGCAGUCCGGAGAGACAGUGUGGCAAACUGCCUCUCUCGCAAGUACAGUCUACAACACUGUGCAGAGUUGCUUAUAACUACUCUCUGGAAGAGAUAAAGUUAAUUUCUCACUGUAAAUGAAAGGCUUCCUGUCGAUUGUGCACUAGGCUGCAUCAGGUUUCAGUAUCGAUGACUGAGGAGAUCAACAUGACUUACAUCAUCAGCUCCCUGUUGAUGAUGCGACAGCAUUAAACUCCUCUGCCUUCACCAUGUCUGUGUAUCCCGAGGAAGACAGUCCUCUACUUCAGCUGCAGGAAGUGGACUCCAGCAGGAUGGGAGGUCAUGUCCUCUCUCCUGCCUUUAACUCCUCUUCUCCAUCUCUUUCGGUGGAGAGCCAACCCAUCUGCAUCCCAUCACCUUACACAGACCUCGGCCAUGACUUCUCCACUGUGUCCUUCUACAGUCCCGCUCUGCUGGGUUACGGCGCAUCGCCUCUGUCCGACUGCCCAUCAGUGCGGCAGUCGCUAAGCCCCUCCCUCUUUUGGCCACCUCAUAACCACGUUUCCUCAAUUGCAUUGCAUCAGCAACAGACUCUACUACAACAAAACCAUCCAACUGGUGGGAGUUGGACAGAACUUACACCACAUGAUCAUAGCGAAGAGGAAAACUGCAAACCUCUGGUGAAGAGAGUUGCAGAUGCAGAGGAGACUUCUGCCUCUUUGAGAGGUAAAGCUGACAUGCACUACUGCGCAGUCUGUAGCGAUUAUGCCUCUGGGUAUCAUUAUGGCGUGUGGUCAUGUGAAGGAUGCAAAGCCUUCUUCAAGAGAAGUAUACAAGGACACAAUGACUACAUCUGCCCUGCCACCAACCAGUGCACCAUCGACAAGAACCGCCGCAAAAGCUGCCAGGCCUGCCGUCUGCGAAAAUGUUAUGAAGUUGGAAUGAUGAAAUGUGGGUUACGCCGAGAUCGUGGCAGCUACCAACAAAGAGGAGCACAUCAGAAGCGAUUGGCACGAUUCUCUGGCAGGAUGAGAACAUGUGGCCCAAGAUCCCAAGAAAUCAAAAGUGUCCCACGUCCCCUCUGUGGAAGUAAGGUGGCUAGCAUAGCGUUGAGCCCCGAGGAACUAAUCGCUCGAAUCAUGGAUGCAGAGCCACCCGAGAUUUACCUCAUGAAUGACGUGAAGAAGCCAUUCACUGAGGCCAACGUCAUGAUGUCACUGACCAACCUGGCUGACAAAGAGCUUGUUCACAUGAUCAGCUGGGCCAAGAAGAUCCCAGGUUUUGUGGAGCUCAGUCUUUUUGACCAGGUCCAUUUGUUGGAGUGCUGCUGGUUAGAGGUGCUGAUGCUGGGACUGAUGUGGCGGUCCGUUAAUCACCCUGGAAAGCUCAUUUUCUCCCCAGACCUCAGUCUCAGCAGGGACGAAGGCAGCUGUGUGCAGGGGUUUGUGGAGAUCUUUGAUAUGCUGCUGGCAGCCACGUCCAGGUUCAGAGAACUGAAGUUGCAGAGAGAGGAGUAUGUGUGUCUCAAAGCCAUGAUCCUGCUCAACUCCAACAUGUGCCUGAGUUCGUCGGAGGGAGGAGAGGAGCUGCAGAGCCGGUCGAAGCUGCUGUGUCUGCUGGACUCGGUGACGGAUGCUCUGGUGUGGGCCAUCUCCAAGACGGGCCUGAGCUUCCAGCAGCGCUCCACCAGACUAGCUCAUCUGCUCAUGCUGCUCUCCCACAUAAGGCACCUCAGUAACAAAGGCAUGGACCACCUCCACUGCAUGAAGAUGAAGAAGAUGGUUCCUCUUUAUGACCUGCUUCUGGAGAUGCUGGAUGCUCAUAUCAUGCACAGCUCCCGUUUGUCUCACUCCGGCCCUCGAGCGGCUCCCGCUCCCAAAGAGAGCAAAGCCGUCCAGGAGCCCUUCGCCUGCAUUUCACAGCAUGGAGCGACCUUAGGACUCUAAACCAUUUCUGCGCUGAAGAAUGAUCUAUAGUUUCGGAGGAAUGGACAACAAAAAGAGUGGAAUAGGAUUUCUCAAGAUGAAAAACUAAAUUGUCCUUUUUUUUUUUUUAAAUUGGUGUUUGCUGUGAAAUUCUCAGUUUUUACUGAACUCAUUCGGAGCACAAUUGUUUGGUUUUAUGUAGCUGGAACCACAAAGAAAGAAAAUUACAAAUUUAAAUGAAAUUUGUAACAUGCUGGGAGAAAUCUGACAGCGUCGCCACAUGCACCCAUUGCCAUGAAAACUGCGCCACAAUCAAAUGUACAGUUUCUACUUUACCAUUUUCUCUCGCUCUUUGUAAAAGAAAAACAGCAUCACACUGAUGCCCUCAUCAACUGUAGCACAUGCUGUAGGAUAGAGCAACCAUUGAUGACACAAACGGAUCAGAUUCCUUCACUCACCAAACGACAGUAUGGAGCGUCAUUGCUAACAAUGAGAGGUUUCCAUGCAGACUACAUUCUGGACCAAAGGCUCAGAAGAACUGAAUCAAGCCUUUUUUUUUCUGUCAGGACAAGGACUUAUGAAUGUCACACUGCAGUAAUAGAGGACAGUUGGAUGUUUUGUGUGCAUCUAUUACUUUUGACAAAACAGAUCAAAAUUGGUUUAAAAAACAAACCGCCGCCUUUCGUCCUGCUCUCCAUCCAGUAAACCCCUUUAACACCAUAAGGGCCUUGUACAAAACCUUUAUACAUUUUCUAGAGACAGCUCAAUCUAUUGCUACUGUUCCACUGUGAUAACCUUUGUUUGCAAGAUGCACCAAAACUACCAAAAAAAGUACUUGUGACAUUGCACUUUAAUAGUUCUCUGAAAUAUCUGAAGCCUGAGACUCAAGAGAAAUGAAAAUAUUGCAGUGCCUACAGUGAUUAUACCCUAUACAUUUUGGUUCAAGAUUACUUUAAAGAUUAGAAGCAAAAAAUAGAUGUUACAAGUACUUAAUUUUAAUAAACGCACAAAGUGUUGUGUUAAUGUUAUUGUAUCUACCAGCAGCCAUCUGAAUUGUUACUGUUUUGAUAUGAAGCACUAAUACUGAUUUUACCGUUUUUUGGCAACUAAGCAUUAAAGACCAGAUGUAAUACAGA